Molecule: messenger RNA, 1558 nt
Organism: Strongylocentrotus purpuratus (purple sea urchin)
Lineage: Eukaryota; Metazoa; Echinodermata; Echinoidea; Camarodonta; Strongylocentrotidae
Exons: 9
Coding region: 77-1558 (493 amino acids)
Source: RefSeq, a predicted model, not a curated record
ACUUGCUUCAUCAGAAGUAACCAAUGUGACAAAUUCAUGCUGUUCAGACGGGCUGGGACUGAACUACACAAUACCAAUGUUCUUGGAGUGUAAGCCGAAACAGCAUCCAAAUGGAACCAUGGUACAGACCAUCCCAAAGCUCAUCUCUCUCUCGGCUGCCGUGGGACGUGCACGUGGGAGUACUCACACUCACAGAAUGUGCAGAUUUCCUGAUUGUGAAAGGAAUCCAUGUGAAAACGGCUGGUGCGAGGAAACUAUGGAAGGCUACAAAUGCCACUGCCCAGCUGAGGUUCAGGGGAAACAUUGCAACGAACAUGUUGACGAACCGCCAGUGAACUCAUUGACAGACGAUGACGAAAAGCCUGUGGUAACUUGUCCAGAUGACAUUAUUCGGUAUGUGGUACCAGGAGUAACAUCUCUGAAUGUCAACUUCCCAAACGCAACAGCAACAGAUAACUCAGGCAAGGCAUCUCUGAUUCGUGUCACACCUCCUUCGGGUAGUUUAUUCCAACUCGGUACAACCGAAGUCCAUUACGUGUUUGAAGAUCCAAGUGGGAACGUAGGAAGUUGCCGUUUCACUGUUACAGUCAACGGAACCGCGGAUGAUGACGAACAUCCUGUGGUAACUUGUCCAGAUGACACUAUUCGGUAUGUAGUACCAGGAGUAACAUCUCUGAAUGUCACCUUCCCAAACGCAACAGCAACAGAUAACUCAGGCAAGGCAUCUGUGAUUCGUGUCAUACCUCCAUCGGGUAGUUUAUUCCAACUCGGUACAACCGAAGUCCAUUACGUGUUUGAAGAUCCAAGUUGGAACAUAGGAGCUUGCAUUUGCACUGUUAGUGUUACAGUCAACGAAACUGCGGAGGUUGCGAAUAUGUCUUAUGCUCUCGGCAUGGAGAAUGGAAUUAUCCCGGGUUCAAGCCUUUCAGCUUCUAGCGUAUUUGACUAUUUUCAUUCCACCGCUAGAGCGAGAUUGAACCUUCCCCGAUUAGCACCCUAUGCCGGAGCCUGGUCUGCUAGGAGUCAUGAUGUCACUCCAUGGAUACAGGUUGAUCUGAUUACAACAUACCGUAUAAAUGAAGUGGGUACGCAAGGCCGCGAAGACUUGUUCCAAUGGGUCACUAGCUACAAGAUCAGUUGUGGUAUAGACGGUUUUAAUCAUCAUAUAGUAAAAAACAGCUCUACAAAACCUAAAACUGACAAGGUGUUCAUCGGUAAUAUUGAUCGCAACACUGUGGUGCGCAACACUUUACCUGUUCCCGCGGUGUGUCGUUACGUUCGUCUGGUACCGAUCACUUACCAUAAACACGUAAGCCUUCGUAUGGAGCUCUAUGGAUAUGGUCCUCUCACAGUCGGUCCCGAGUGGCGUUGUACUCCCAAGAAGUGCUACCACGUUGAUGCUGGCUUGCGGAACUGGACGGAAGCGUAUCACUUUUGUCAUGAUCUUGAACCCGUGACUACAUUAGCAGGUGACAAGCGUCCGUCCCUCCUCUUCAUAAAUACAACAAAAGAGUACCAGGUCGUGAAGAGGUGCUCGUACUUAUAUGACAAAUAUUAA